UCAACGUUCGGCGGCGGCAUCUUCCGCGCGUAAAAAGCGGCGUAAAAGAGCGGUAGCGGCCGACCAGGGUGGUCGGCUUGGAUGGAGCGCGCUGACGCUGCAGAACAGAAAGUACGAGCGAGCUUGGGACUAAUGAUAUCACAGCGCACGCCAACGACGAGGACGCCGUGAAGUGAUCAAAGCCGACGGUUUCAAUCGCUGCAACGUUUGAUGAUCUUCGGGGCGCGCGUCUCGCGCCCACGACCAUGUGCUUGAGGUUCCCGGUUGUUCCAUGGUCGAGACGUCGGCGCUCCGGUCUUCUCCACGCCGCGGCGGACGUCUCGUCGACGCCGUUGACGGCGUCGCCUCGACGACGUGGUCGUCUUCAGCGCGGAGCUUGUGGUGGUUGUGCCGCGGAUGCUUGCGCUGGUGCACGCUGCUUGCGCUGCUCGUUGUAGCGGCCAGCCCUUGCCACGAGAACGACUGUACGUGGAACGUCAAUUGUGUCGACUACCCUUAUCCUACUGAGAAAGGCUUGUACCCAUCUGAGUUCAAUUUGGCCAGCAAUGCGGGCAUCACUGUAAAUGCAACAUGUGGGGAAACAGGACCUGACAACUACUGCAAGCUUGUUGAACACACUUACAACAGAGAACCGCAGUGUGGAGAGUGCGAUGCCACGAGCCGCUAUGCAGACAGGAGGCAUCCUAUCCAGCACGCCAUCGACGGCAGCAAUCGCUGGUGGCAGAGCCCUUCCCUACAGCACGGGCGCAAGUACCAGUGGGUCACCAUUACCCUCGACCUCAAGCAGGUUUUCCAAGUUACCUACGUGAUCGUCAAGUCCGCCAUUUCACCACGGCCCGGAAACUGGAUUCUGGAACGCUCCAUCGAUGGAGUGUUCUACCGACCCUGGCAGUACUACGCUGUGUCAGAUGGCGAAUGCUGGGAGGCGUACGGCAUAGCGCCAACUCCGGGACAGCCUGUUUACAAGACUGACGACGAAGUGAUCUGCACAUCCUACUACUCCUCCAUCACUCCGCUUGAAGAUGGAGAGAUUCACACUUCACUUAUCACUGGAAGGCCAGGUGCUGAGGAGUUUAGUGAGAAAUUGAUGGACUUCACCAAAGCCCGCUACGUUCGACUUCGACUUCAACGCAUUCGCACUCUGAAUGCUGACCUCAUGACUUCCAAACUAGCGGUGACUCUGACAAGCUGGACAAAUCUAUCGCCAGACGGUACUUCUACUCCAUCAAAGGACAUAUCAAUUGGAGGACAGUGUGUCUGCUCUGGACACGCAAAGGAGUGUCCAUCCAAAGGAUCUGGCGGAGAGCUGCAGUGUCGCUGUGAGCACAACACGUGUGGCGCUAGCUGCGAGCGCUGUUGCCCCCUGUUCAACCAGCAACCGUGGAGGAUGGGCACGGCUGGCGACGCGGCAGAGUGUGAAGAGUGCGAGUGCUUUGGACAUGCGCAAUCUUGCGUCUACGAUGCUGAAGUGGCGAGAAGCGGCACCAGUCUAAACAAGUUCGGAGAGUACGACGGUGGCGGAGUCUGCCAAAACUGCUCGCACAACACUGCUGGAAUCAAUUGUGAACGCUGCGAAGACGGUUACUUCCGCCCUCGUGGUGUGCCGAGGAACCACCGCAGUCCGUGCCGCAAGUGCUCCUGCUCCGGGCCUGGCACCACCGGAAGUUGCAUCGGGGAUGACUCGCAUGUUCAGGAGGGACUGCAUCCUGGAGACUGUAUCUGCCGUGAGGGUUUCACGGGGCCCAAGUGUGACCAAUGCAAGCGUGGCUAUCGAAACUACCCCCGCUGCGAGCCGUGCCCAUGCCAUUACGCGGGCACCGUGAACCCAGACCAGUGCGAUGGCCCUUGCCAAUGCAAGAAACACGUCGAGGGCAGUCGGUGCGACCAGUGCGCACACGGCUUCUACGACUUGUCCGAGACCAACCCCGAGGGCUGUUCGUCGUGCUUCUGUUUUGGAGUGACAAGCGUGUGUCGACCAAGCAACUGGGGAAUCGAAACUAUAAAACGGCCCAACACCGGGGCGGAACAGCCCAACACUGGGGCGAAACAGCCCAACACCUGGACGAUCACCAACCUGCACGGCAGCCGAACAGUACGGCCGACACCCGAGAAUGGACGCCUCACCAUUGCGAAUGACGACGUCAAUUGGAACAUGUAUUACUGGCAAGCACCCGAUCAAUACCUUGGAAACAAGCUGUACUCAUACGGAGGAGAUCUGAAGUUUAUGCUCAGCUACGUGGUGGCCCGUGGUGACACUUCGGGAUCCUAUGUGGAAGGUUCGGAUGUCAUAAUUGAAGGCGAUGGGAAGCGGUUUGGCUACAACUGGAGCCUGCGACCGAGCCCCGACAACGUGACCAUUGCUGUUCCGCUUCGAGAGCACGGCUGGCACUUGUUGGACGACAAGGGACGCCCUCUGAGGCCAGCGUCGCGCGAGGAGUUUACGCUUGCUUUGCACGACAUGGAGAGACUGCUCCUGCGGGCCAAGUACCACUCGGACCAAAUAGAAGGAGCCAUGCACCACGUAGAUCUUCCCGUGGCAUCCAAGACGUCAGGGACGUUGACGAAGAUGACAUCGGUCGAGAUGUGUCAGUGCCCGGUCGGCUAUGCUGGGCUCUCUUGUGAGCUCUGUGCCCCCGGCUAUCGUCGUGUCAACAACACCCUGCUUGGUGGGCGCUGUGAAAAAUGUGACUGCAACAACCACGCCGACUCGUGCGAUCCGUACACCGGCAAAUGCGACGAAUGUCUGCACAACACUACAGGCCCCAACUGCAACGAGUGCCUGCCAGGUUUCUAUGGCAACGCGGUUCUCGGUUUUACGGAUGACUGCAAGCCGUGCAGCUGUCCUCCCGGGGCCAGCCUGUACGACUUGCCCUCCGAGUGUCGAACGAUCGUAACCCCAGCGGGGGAAAGCGACUACGUUUGUUUGGAAUGCCCGCCAAACCAUGCUGGCAACAAAUGCGAAAGGUGUGCGGAUGGCUUUUUUGGAAAUCCUGCCAUUCCUGGUGAACCGUGUCGGCCGUGUCGCUGCGGUCCCAAUGCAGACACGUCUGUUCCCGGCUACUGUGACCACCGCACUGGCCGCUGCUUGCGUUGCCGUGGUAACACGGGAGGCUGGAAUUGUCUCGAAUGUUUGGAUGGCUAUUUUGGAAACCCUGCCACUGGAGACUGUCGACCAUGCGACUGCAGCGUGACAGGCUCUAUCAGCCAAGUGUGCAACAAGACAACUGGACAGUGUCCCUGCAAGCCAAGCUUCUCGGGACGCACAUGUGACAGGUGUCAGGAUGGCUUUGGAGGUGUGGAGCGUGGCUGCACCCCCUGCCGUUGCAACCUGCAGGGCUCGGUCUCUGAGCGCUGCGACCCGAUCACGGGCAACUGUAUCUGUCGUCCCGGGGUGUUUGGUACCCUCUGCGAUUCCUGCCUUGAAGGACACUAUGGCUUCUCUCUGCAUUUGGAUGGCUGCAAAUGGUGUGGCUGUGACCCUCACGGAUCCCUGAGUCCCGAGUGCGAUGAAAACACUGGGCAGUGUCCCUGCAAACCCAACGUUGUGGGCCGCACCUGUGAUCGCUGCAAGCCUGGGUACUGGAACCUGGCGUCACCUGGUGGAUGCGAACCCUGUCACUGCAACACAACCGGCUCUGUGAGCACGCAGUGCGACGACAGGACGGGCCAGUGUCCAUGCAAGCCUGGCGUUGGAGGAACAGCCUGCGACGUGUGCCUGCCAGGAUAUUUCCGGUUCUCCCAUCACGGCUGCAGAGCUUGUGAGCCGUGCGAGGCACCGGGACAUGUCUGUGAUGAGGAAACGGGUCGGUGCAUCUGCCCCAAGAACACAGGUGGUCCUCGGUGCAACCGCUGCAACACCGGUGCCUGGGGUUAUCACCCAGUAGACGGCUGCAAGCUUUGUAACUGCAACAAGUUGGGCUCAUUGAGCCCCAACUGCGAUGAGAACACCGGCCAGUGCCAGUGCCUGGAGGGCUUUGAAGGGCAGCACUGCGACCACUGCAGGCCGGGCUAUUACAACUUCCCCAACUGCCAGCGUUGUGACUGUCACCCAGCUGGCACGGACCCCGGCGCCUGUCACCAUGGGAUCUGCCAGUGUGACGAGAGGGGCCAGUGUCCGUGCAAGGCGAAUGUAGAAGGGCGCCGUUGCGAUCGAUGUCGAGACCGGACCUUUUCGCUGCUGGAAAGCAACCCUCGAGGAUGCACAGAGUGCUUCAUGUUUGGACGGACCGACCAGUGCACGCAGGCCAACCUAGUCUGGGGAGUGAUGCGUACUCCACCAAGGGACAUAACUAUCACACCUGGCGAACCGGAGUUCGACCGAGUGCACCGGUACAAGGUUAUCCCUGGUACUCACCCCGGUUCGACUCUCUUGCCGGGGCCAUAUGUCCUCGACCAACCCCUGUACUGGUCCUUGCCCGAACCAUUCCUUGGAGAUAAGGUCCUCGCCUACAAUGGAAAGCUGAAGUUCACGGUCGAGAGCGACGCCCAGGACGUCUUUCCCGACGCCAUGCUUCGCCAGUACCCCCUGGUGUUCCUCCAAGGGAACCACCGCAUCCUGCUGGGUUUCCACCCACACAUGCUGUCGCCCAAUGGUGCCUACGUUGUGCCCAUUCACGAGGACGCAUGGUAUCAGGUAGACAAUCCUCAGGUUCCCGUGACUCGGGCGAUGCUCAUGGUCGCACUCCAGAAUGUCCAGAGAAUCCUCAUCAGAGCCAACGAUGGGCCAGAUGUCAGGUUUGCCAGCUUGAAAGAUGUCUCGCUCGAGAUUGCUCGGCCACCAGAACACGGUGAAGUGACUCCCUACAUGGCGUAUGGUGUUGAGCAGGGAAGAUGUCCGAUCCAGUACACCGGAAGUUCUUGUCAGGACCCCAACGAAGGUUACUGGCGCAAGUUCAAGCAUAACUACCUCAACAGUCGAGACAUUCUUGACUUGGUUGGAUGGGCCGAACCCUGCGACUGCAACAACCGCACCCGCACGUGCCACAAGGAAACUGGAGUUUGCAUCAACUGUGGUGGCAACACUGUCGGCGACCACUGCGAACGCUGCGCCGAGGGAUUCUUUGGAACGCCUUCGCGAGGACCAUGCCUGCCCUGUGCCUGCCCACUCCCCACAAACAGCUUCAGCAGCACGUGCCAGACGCACGGACCGGACUACAUCUGCACAGACUGCCAGGAGGGCUACACCGGAAGACGUUGCGAAAGGUGUGCGGAUGGUUUCUUCGGGAACCCGUUGGUGGACGGAGGCCGGUGUGAGAGGUGCGAGUGCAACCCUUACGGUUCACAAGGUCAUCGCUGUGACCCCAUGACCGGGGCAUGCCACUGCUUGCCCGGAAUCACCGGUCGUGACUGCUCCAUCUGCCCGGGCCGACAUAUCCUCACUGAGUAUGGCUGCAAAUGUAAGUUUACGUCUGCCAAACCUGCUGAUGAUGACUGCACGGGACGUCUUCUCGAUGAAGUGGAGCACAUGUUGGCAUUGCUCAACAGGUUGAACUGCCACGAUAUCAUUUCGGCGCCAUGGAUUCACUUGCUCGCCAUUCAGGAGACCACUCGUGUGAUGAGGACUGACCUUGACAACUACCUCCAUCUCGUCGACAGUGGCAACCAAGUUCUGUCCAACUUUUCAUUCCAUUUCAACUUGGAGACUCAAGCAGAGAUUCUGCUUGAAAGGUCCAAAGACAUGGUCCGUACUCUACCUGGAGUCGCUCAUGAUGUCAGCCACCUACUGCAGAGGGCCAGAGAACUACUGGAGCUUGUGAAAAAGUACUAUGAUGAAAUUAGAGCUGCCGUGGACUACUUGAAGCUGCAAGGCUUCUGGCACAAUGGAACGGCCACUGGCAUCGAUCGUCUUGUCGAGGAAGCGCAGCGAAUCCUGUCGGAGUUGCAAAGACGCAACUUCGAUCGUCCCAUGGACGAGUCCAACAGGGAGAACAGGAAAGCUCACCAGCUGCUCGAGAGAGUGAGAAACCUGCUUUUCAACCUGCAAGAGGUGGGCGACAUGGCCGAGCGACUGGACCGGAUCGAGCAGCUGCUGAGCGAAAUGGUGCGGCGAAUCCAGAACGAGGUGCAGAACCCAACAGCCCGAGCGUUAGACCUCUUAGAAAGGGAGCUGCAGACCCUUCAGUCCAUACAGAAUUUCAUCGGUGGAAGUCAAGAUGGCGCCGGUCGAGCCAAUGCCUCGCUGGUUGAAGCCAGGGAAUGGCUGAGGAAAGCCCGGGAUGCGAUUAUCGAUGCUGCUUUCAAGUUUGACGAGCUACCUCGACUGCUUAUGGAAAUUUCAAACGCCACUGAUGCACUUGAAGAACGGCGCGGCACUCUCGACCGUCUGAACCCUGAAUACCGGGACAAAUACGUUGCAGGGUGCAAACGACACGCCGACGACAUGGGCAUCCGUGUUGGUGCUCUUGCAGACCAGUUCAGGACGACACAAGAGGUGUCCGAGUACCCGCUUCGGGCCGCCCGCGUGUACCAGAACAUCGUCGACGCUCUCCAUGACGCCGAGGAAGCUGCUGGCAAGGCAGCUGAUGCCGCUGACAGAGCUUUCGACGAGGCGUAUCCACGGGCCGGCGACAGCCUCAUGCACCAAGCUGAGAGUGCAAGGGAGCGAAGCGAGGAUCUGCUGAGACAAGCAAAACAGCUCAGGGACGAAGACAUACCAGAGCUGCAGUAUACAAUGCGUGUCACCAAGAGCCGGCUCAAGGGUCUCGGUGAAGACUUCGAAGACGGAAACCAAGCCGUAGCGGCCAUCAACAGAGAGCUGGAUCGCCUUCCGACUGACAUAUCUGGUCCGCUGGAGGACACGCUCCGCGAAGCCAAUCGUGCAGACGGGAAACAGAAGGGAGCCAACAACUUUGUGGACGGAAUUGUUGGACGUCUGCCGGGCUUGAUAGCCAAAGUGGAAACCCUGAAGACUGGCUCUGCUGAAGGACUCGACAACCUGACGCGUCUCAUUGACGAAGCCCACCGAGGCAUCAAGCAAGCUGACCAACUGGCCAGCCGCUCCGAGCAGUCUGCGGCACGAGCUCGACAGGCACACAACAUGCUGCAGCUCAAUCUGAAGGAACUGCGGGACAAGAUCCUCCUGGCUAGACAGCGGGCUUCAAGCAUACGAGUGUCGCUGAGUGCCGACUCAAAUGACCAGUGUUCACGGUCAUUCAAGCCUGAGAUCGAGUCAACCAUGACCAACAGCAUCAUACUCAACUAUGCCAUCAAGGAAGAUGACCAGAACAGUUUGUUGUUCUUCUUGGCCAAUUCCAAAGGAAAGGAUGACUUCAUGGCCAUCGAAAUGGUAAACCGAAAGAUAAAGUUCUCGUGGAACGCCGGGGGAGGAACACACAGCAUCACUCACAGCAUGCAUAUCGAGACAAAUGACCCACAGCUCGGACGUGAUUCAAACUGGUACAAGGUGGAGGUGUUCAGAGUUGGCAAUGUAGCGACGCUGAGUGUGAAGCGUAAACCCGAUGGCGCUCGUGACGAUCCCGAAGAGAUCACGGGGGCUGCCCCGGCUGGAUUUGGCAAGAUGGACCUGGACUCCAGCUCCUACUUCUAUGUUGGCUCAGUGCCUGACAACAUUUCUGCUGCGCAAGAGCUUACUGCAAGGACGUUUGUCGGCUGUCUGCACGAAGUAAUCCUGGACGGCAAGCAAGUCGGCCUGUGGAACUUCCUCACAAACGAAGGCUGUGAUGGUUGCAAAUCAGGGCCCACCGAGGAUGUGGACCCGAGCGCGUUCCACUUCAAAGGCGAGGGCUAUUCCAUCCUGCCCCAGAUACGUCGCUACCAGAGCAACAGCUACUACAUCUCGUUGCUCAUCAAGACAUUCGACGAAGAUGCUCUGCUGUUCAUUGCUCCAAACACUGAAACGGGUGAAUUUGUCUCCCUGGGUCUCCGGGGUGGCCACGUAGUGUUCCAAUUCAAGAUGAGCAACAGUGCACCGAUGGAGUUGCGCACCAAGCGAAGGUACAACAGUGGAAACUGGACUCGCGUAAUCGCCGAGCGUGACAAGCAGGAAGGCGUCCUCUCCGUGGAAGAUGAGCUGCUCCAGGGUCAGCUACCGAGACGCAGUUCGAAUGAACUUCAAUUGCAGCGAAGCAAUCUCUACUUCGGCGCUGUCCCUCCAGACUUUGACACAUCCAAGUUCAGCACAGUGGGAUUCCAGAACUACAUAGGCUGCAUGAAGAACCCUCAGGUUGAGACAACAACUCUGGACUUGCUGAAAUAUGAAGCAUAUGGCGUAGACCCUGGCUGCAGUGAAAAGAAGGUGAAGUUAGUGAGCUUCAAAGGCACGGGCUACCUGGAACUGAAGGGGAAGACUCUGGCCGCGGAGGGAAACUUUGGGUUCACUUUCCAGUCGAUGCAGACAGAUGGCCUCAUCAUGAUCUCAACGUUCUCGGGAGUUCGAGGUGCCGACAGCAAAAGAGACCACUACUAUUCAGUGGCCCUGAAGGACGGUCACAUUGAGCUUCGUCUGAAUGGUGGUGCUGGGGAAGUGGCCUCCCGUUCAGAACAGCGCUACAAUGACAACAAGUUCCACACCAUUACCAUCAUCAAGAGGCAUCGAAAGAUUCAAGUGAACGUGGACGAUGCUGAAAUAGACAGUCUGCGGUUGCCGAAGGGCACCACCGACAUUGAAGGUCCCGGCAUGGGAGGCCUCUUCUUUGGUGGCGUACGGGGGGGCAUUGCCAUCGGGGACCAGGCGGCCACCCGAGACAACUUUAUCGGCACCAUCAAAGACGCUGUCUUCAACGAUGUACUGCUGGGAUUCAACUUCCCGGUGUCUCACGAGGGAGCCGGCAUUGGGCGGCUGUUGAAGCGCCCGCGUCCCAUGCCACCUGAGCACGACCGAAUGGCCGUCCUCACCGAACAGCAGCUUGACCAGUGUUCGGAAAAGCCACCGCACGACCUGGACGACAAGGCCUUCAAGUUUGGGGACACUCUGAACAGUCAUGUGGAGAUGCAGAAUGUCAUCGAGUUUAGAAAUGAUUUUAAUGUGAGCCUCGAGCUGCGGACGUACUACCCCAACGGAGUGCUGUUGCUGGCUCAGGCCGGCUCCUAUAGCCGACAGUUUUCUCUCGUCCUCUCCGGAGGCCGGGUGCUGCUUCAGGUCACCGACAGGGGGAUGCCGAAGAAACUCCACAGUCACGGUGGACUCAACGACGGCCACUGGCAUCACGUUGGCCUUUCGAAGGAAGGCUUCCCGACUCAUUCUGUCCGUAGACGACAAGGCGGCAUUGAAGUUGCAGAUCUCGGCACCAGACAAGAGAUUCUUCGAGUGGUUCUGAAGGUCGAAGGCACACCAGGCAGGGAAAACUUGUUUGCUGGCUGGGUGGCGGGGCGCCGCUUCCAGAACGGCGGCACUUCGAUGCAAGAUGGCCCGGUGAAAGAGAGCUUCAAGGGUUGCAUCCGAAACUUCAACGUCAACAGCAGAAGUGUGGACUUGGCCAGUGGAAAGUCGCAAGGUGUCGGACAGUGCUUUACCAACAUUGAGCUCGGAGCAUUCUUCCAGGGAGAUGCCUACGCUGUUUAUGACGAGCAGUUCAACGUUGACAAUAAGCUGGAAGUGCAGCUGGAGUUCCGGACGUGGAGAUUGAACGGCGUGUUGAUGAGCUUGUCGGAGGGUGCAUAUGGGGCACCUUCGUUGGCCAUGGAGCUCCUCGACGGCGAAGUGAUCGUGUCGGUGGACUUAGGCCAGAAUGGCACGGGCCCCUUCCGCGCCCGCAAGAAGUUCGGAUCGCGCUUCGCCAUGUGUGACGGACAGUGGCACCAGCUGCGCGCGCACUUCUCGCGCAACGAAAUCUCGCUGCGCAUUGACCGUGACCAGGUGGCGUACGGCCUGGCUCCGGUCACGCCUGCCGAACCGCACACUGAGAGCCCUCUCUACAUUGGUGGCCUGCCAGAGGGCAGCAGCAACGACGCUCUGUUCGGCCGAGACAACUUCGUUGGCUGUCUGCGCAACCUGGCCAUCAACGACAAGCGCAUAGACUGGAUCGACAUGGCUUCCCUGCACGACGUGCUGCCCAACUCAUGCCCUGCCAAAUGAGUGUGUGAUUUUGUGUACCCUGCCUUUACUGCCAUCUAUUUAUACAUUCUUACGUCAGCCGCUAUAAUCAGCAACCCCUUUCGUGUAUGGACUGAACUCUAUAUGCGUGUACAAUCCGUCGAACCAUUUCUCUUAGGUCCUAUCGUACGACUAUGACUACCUACAGCAGUGUGCUACAUGCGCGACGUAGACGUGUGUCUUACCACCACGUUACGAGACUGGUCCUUCUUUGCAAUAUGGCUAGAAAUACGAGCGCUACACGUAGACAGAGACAGCUAAGACGCGAACAAGUGCUUGUUUGUGUCGGGCUGGUAUUUCGAGCCAUCAUGAAUCACCUAUAUCCAAUCAAUCAACCGAGUUGACAAGAUUUUUCUUCAGGUUUCUAGCUUUGCGCCUUAUACAAAAUGUUCAGCAAUCUUGCAGAAACACUUGUGAAACUGAGAGCAUACUUGAACACCUUUAAAGAUUGGGUCCUCCCCAAAAGUGAUGAUCAAACCCAAGACUGGGGUGUUUUCCUUUUGGGAGUUUAGUUUGCGUUUGAGAGGGAAAAGGUCAUUGUACCCUGGGAUUUUAUACCUAAAUGCAACCAUUUGCGAGUUAAGUGGACCACUCUACUGUGCAAUAGAGAUGCUUUCUAUCACGACUAUUCUCAAAUAUAUUAUUAGAUUUGUCAACAUAUUGCAGCAAACACAAGUCUUUACUGCUAUGUUAUGUUGGUGUAAUGAAAUCAAAAUGAAGCUUUUGGUCUGCUGGUUUCUCCAAGUCGCCAACUUCCACCAUUGCAUGGCCCAUGGGUGCGCCUCACACAUCCAGAUUUAGAGACUUAGUUGUGUGAAUUGUUGUAAUCGAAUCUUUAGUUAGGAAAUCGAAGAUUUUUUUUGUGGACCAAAUAUACGAGCAAUUUAGUAAUAACUUGCUAGACUAAACUGGAAUGUGCAUUGACAAUAUUCUCUGGUGAGGCAUCAGCGUUAACACAAUAUUUGCUUACGCAUUUAACACAUGCUUUAUUGUUACAAUUUUAAACUUUGCCAAGCUUAAAACAGUGUCAGCCCGCCUUUGUUCCUAAAAAAAGACAUUUUCUGUGUGGUGUUGUCUUCAUAUGUGUGAGAGGCCUACAGCUCCGAUAUCUUUUCAUGGUAUACUGUUUCGUUAGAAUGUACGUUUCAUUCUUGAGCCAAUAAAAAGAAAAGUUAGUUUCACAACGACACUGAAACGAAAACACGGAAGGGGUUGAAAAAGUAAACAGUGGUUUAGUAAACUAAACCACUAUGAACUAGAGAGCUCAUUUACACGCUUACAACAUCGCAUUUCCCUAAAGAUCCUGCCUUCCAAGCAAGAACCUGCUAUCGUUAUAUAGAUCUUAGCGGAAUUUAUGAUACUUCUGAAAGGAAGAAUGUGCUAUAAAGUUUAUAAAUCCAUAUGUGCAUUAGCAAAUGUGUUCUAGGGUUCGAAACAAACUGUUGUGCACUGUUCAAACUGCUAAAAUGUACUAAAAAAGUUCUGUUUGGAUAUAGCAUCUUGCAUAUCAAGUUUACCAUUCAUACAAACUCUGUUCAUAAUUAAACAUAGUCACUACAGGUGAAUCCUCAAGCUUUGCACUGAUGUGAUGUUGAUGUUACUCUUAAUGAUGAACUAUAAAUACAAUACACAGUUAUCCAUCUGAACCAGCUAUGGUGUCUACAUAGAAGGAUGAAUAAUGAUGCUGCUUAGAAGCAGCAUGCCUUGUAGUCAUGAGGAAAAUACAUUUUACUCUAUACUGUUUUUAUAUGUGCUACUUAUAAUUAAUAUUUAUUUGUCUUGUUAACAAAAAGCCAUAAAUGGCACAAUAUGAUGAGUACUCAUAAUGUGCCAAAUGCGCUGCUUCAUUAUUUGACAUAGGGUGCAAAUUAAGUGUGUUUCUAAUUGCAUUUAAAGAGGACACGAGCGUAUGGUCACGUGUUCCUGCUAGUACCCUAGAAAAUGUGGUGUCAUGAAAGGCUGUUCAUUCUAAACUGCGGCACAUAACCUUUUGAUCACUGGAGAGUCAAAUUUCUGUGCAAAAUGUACGGCUGUUUCACAUUGACGUGUUGAAAACUGUUUGUCAUCAGGAAUGCCAUAAAUGGGGUGUUUUUUUUCUAAAGAAUGACCAAUACCAUAAGCGAAAUUAGCACGAAUAAGGCUCUAUUGGCACAUACAUACUCUCAACUUUUCUCUGAAACAGUCUUGAUGAAUUAGUAAUAAUAAUUGGUAAUUUAUUAUUGCUGUUUCAGAUGAAAGUUGAGAAUAUGUAUGUGGUGAUACAGCUUUACUAUAGCUAGUUUUAGUUCUGGAAUUGGCCCAUUUCAAAAAAAAAAAAGAAAAGAAAAAAGCUUCUCAAAUGGUUUUGAGUCAUUUAUUUUGUGAAGAUUUGUGUGCAUUCCUGUGAAUAGGUCUUAACAUACUUGUGGAAUUAAAAACUAAAAAAAGAUGUGGAAUCUUAAGAAGGGAUAUAAGACCUUUUCUUUGGAGUGAGAGUGAUUUUCCACCCGGUUGAUGAGUAUGUUGACAAUCUGGCUUUUGAUUAGACGAUAAAAUUGUUCAACCUUUAC
Rhipicephalus microplus (southern cattle tick) is the source of this 12600-nucleotide messenger RNA. It is a transcript of the gene wb, whose product is annotated as wing blister. Gene Ontology annotation, cellular component: basement membrane. Lineage: Eukaryota; Metazoa; Arthropoda; Arachnida; Ixodida; Ixodidae. Gene Ontology annotation, molecular function: signaling receptor binding; extracellular matrix structural constituent. The record is from RefSeq and is a predicted model, not a curated record. Gene Ontology annotation, biological process: animal organ morphogenesis; regulation of cell migration; regulation of cell adhesion.